Branchiostoma belcheri (Belcher's lancelet) is the source of this 1203-nucleotide messenger RNA. Its product is annotated as prolyl-tRNA synthetase associated domain-containing protein 1-like. The record is from RefSeq and is a predicted model, not a curated record. The transcript has 3 exons. Gene Ontology annotation, molecular function: aminoacyl-tRNA deacylase activity. Bases 32 to 559 code for a protein of 175 amino acids. NCBI's taxonomy places the organism in Eukaryota, Metazoa, Chordata, Leptocardii, Amphioxiformes, Branchiostomatidae.
CUAAGAGGUUGAAAGGUCAGAGGUACCCAAGAUGGCAGGCGGAGAGUUGGGAGGGAGAGCCGAGCUGCAAGCCGAGCUGGAAAAACUCGGCAUUCAGACGGAAACUAUCGAGCAUCCAGAGGUGUUCACAGUGGAGGAGAUGAUGAAGUAUGUGUCACAUGCACCAGGUGCACACUCCAAGAACCUGUUCCUCAGGGACAAGAAGAAAAAGAACCUUUGGGUUUUGACUAUACUUCACAAUAGACAGGUAAACCUAGGAUGGUUGGCCAAACAAGUCGGUGCUGGAUCCGGUGGCGUUCGCUUUGCAGACGAGUCCAUCAUGUUGGAGAAACUGGGCGUCGGCCAAGGCUGCGUGACGCCCCUCGCGCUCUUCAACGACAAAAAGGGAGAGAUCAAGUUCCUACUGGACGCCGACAUCGCGGAGGGCGGUCAUGAAAAGAUCUUCUGCCACCCGAUGACCAAUGCUGCUUCUAUGGGGAUGUCUGUACAAGACUUUCUCAAGUUUGUCAAGGCAACAGGACAUGAACCAACACUAAUACAGUUUGAGCCACUAGUAUAAUUAUUACCUGAAUGUAAAGCCACACCAGUUUGAUUUUUCAGUUAUCAGAUUAAAAGAAUAAUGCUGAUUUGGAAUAUCAUCAUGGAAGAGCGGAAGGGAAAUUCUGUACUUUGGUUCACACAUUUUCAGGGAAUACACAAUAGACUGUGUAAAAACAGUCAGGCAGAAGUUUUGCUCCCAGUAUCAUGGACCAUUAGGUAAAUUUUAUAUAUUAGCUAAAAAUGUCUCAGAAUGUGAUUCAUUUUAGAUAAAGAUGUAGUGAUUCACCUCAUCUGAUAGCCUUUAGCGCAAUUGUAAGUGUAGUUAGGCAAAACAUUUAGAGUGUGCUAAUAAUUCAUUAAUAAGCCAUAUGGUAGGUAGUUUUAGGGGUGUGAUUAAGAGUGAAAAAUCCAGAUUUUAUGUCAUAUAUAGGAAUGCAGAUGGUAAGAUGCGCAUUUAGCUUUGCGUUAUCCAGGAUUGGCAUUAAGGGAACAAUCAUGACUUUUUGAAAGGUUGGAAGUUCGUAACUUCCAAAGUUGUCAAGUAGGUAAUCAGGUUUUUAAGUGACAUCAUAGUACAUGUAUCAUUUGUUGGUCUCCAUGUCUUGUAAUUACUAACUAACUGGCUAAAGUCAAUUUUGUUUCUACAGUUUUGGGAAUUAAAUU